AUGAAAGCCACCAUCCUUCUCUCUUUCCUGGCAGCGAGCGCCCAAGCCUUCAUCCUCUCUCCCACUUGCGUCCGUACCUAUAACAAGGCAGUCAGCAAAUUCGACGAGUGGGUCCAAGACGCCGCGGGACACAUCUGCCACCAGGGCUGCGUCUUCACGGCAGAAACCUACCACGACACCAUCCGAGCCAACCAUCUACGCCCCGCGGUACAAAAGGGGCUUGAGCGCCAUCUCGCCCGCCUCAAAGUCUCAGAGGACGAAUUCGAGCAAAUGCUCCAAUUCGCCGACACCUACAUUGAAACGAUGCUCGAGCAGUGCGCGCCGGCGGGAGCCGCAGAGCGCGAGAGGUUCGACUUCUGCAAUGAUCCUCAAGCGCUCGACGCAUGCGCGGUCAAGAUGAAGACGCGUCUCCCAAGCAUGUGCUGGAAGCACAAGUCGUUCAUCCUGGCGCAUUCGGACAAUGAGACGUGCCGGGAUAUUUCCGCUGCUCUGGACGAGCCGCUGGUCUGGCGUCUGAUGGAGGAGGAGAUGGAUGCGUAUGCUGCGACUUGUCCGAUUCGGAAGUAG
This is a messenger RNA of Aspergillus campestris IBT 28561, 567 nucleotides long. RefSeq lists its product as uncharacterized. NCBI's taxonomy places the organism in Eukaryota, Fungi, Ascomycota, Eurotiomycetes, Eurotiales, Aspergillaceae. The transcript has a single exon. The coding region runs from base 1 to 567 and encodes 188 amino acids. The record is from RefSeq and is a predicted model, not a curated record.